Molecule: messenger RNA, 2695 nt
Organism: Magnolia sinica
Lineage: Eukaryota; Viridiplantae; Streptophyta; Magnoliopsida; Magnoliales; Magnoliaceae
Exons: 4
Coding region: 651-2579 (642 amino acids)
Source: RefSeq, a predicted model, not a curated record
UUCCACUCUCUUCCCUUGUUCACGAAAUGACGGUGGAGAAGUGGAGGAACGGUAUUUAUGGCCGCAGAAGCAAUGGAGAGAGAGAAGGAGAUAUAUUCUUUUUCUUUCUGUCUCGUGGCUGACGCCCAUAUUUCGUCGCUCUUACGAGACGGUUCCGUCGCGCUCUCUCCCUCUUCCCCAUCUUUCUAUUCGGGGUGAAGGAAAAUGGAGUACGCCUCGUGCGCACGUUAGAGGAUUCCUUAUCUCGUUUGUCUUGUAACUUAAAACUGCCGCCUUCUCUUUCUACUGUUUGUCCUUUUCUGUUCUCAGAAAGAACGAGAGAGAUCAUAGAUUAGGGCAGUGAAAGUAUUUUUUUUGGCAGAAUCUGUGCUGUUUGUGCAAUUUUUUUUCUAGAAAAUCGACCAUCUUAGAUGUAUUUCAGCCACCGCCGGCCAGUCGGAGCGUUGGAUCUGGUUCUUGAGGUCUUGGUUUGAUGGAAGUUGGAUUGUUUAGUCUUUUAUGGGGAUUUUUAAUCGAUUGCUGGAUUCGCUAGAUUCUUCUGAGUCUUUUCUAGUUUUAAUUGAAGAUUUCAUGUGCUUGGAUGGAACCUAGAAUGGGUUUAUCAUAUUAAAACUCCCAUUGAAUGUACCUUAUUCAGUUGGAGUCUGGACAUGGAAAAAGCAUUUGUGGAUGCGAAAGAAGAUUUUGAAGACAAGGAAGAUUUUCUAUAUAGUUUGGACAAGAACGUGCGAGUUGCAAAAAACAAUUGCUUAGUGUUUUCUGCAUCCAGACUCAAAAUGGUGCUAGAAAGGGCAAUACAAGAGCGAUCAUUAACCUCAGAUGUCAAGCAGCCAAGGACUAAUCAAAGAUGCCUGCUCGAAUCAAGCCUUGAAAAUCAGUUUGGUGGAGAACAUUGCAGCCCUAAGUAUACGAGUUUUGUAAGUCUCCAUGAGAAUCUUGUACAGCAUUGCUUGGAUUUGGUAGAAGUUAAAGCAUCUGACUCUCUAAGCAUAGUUUGUAGGACAGCCCCAAUCAAUAUUCCAGCAAGUCUCAGUUCCUCGAAGAUGGAGUUUCUGUUUGGAAGCUUGAAACCCCAUAGAAGGAGAAGCAGAAGUACAAGUGAUUUGAGCAAGUUUGUGAUUGAAUCUGCAUUGGCAGCUGGUCCAGAUAAUAUAAUUAUUGGUCCUGUAGGACAGCGGGCCAUUGACAGAAUUGAAGGGAACAACAAGACAAGGAACCUUUGGAAAAGCCCACUGGUUUGUCAUUUAGGUGCUGUCGAUAGUAAUAUAAGCUUGGGAAAAGAAAAUUUAUCUGGCACUAAGGAUACAAAAUGCUCGGAAGCAAUUAGCUCACCGUCCAUACAAAGUAUCUCUUCACCACAGAUGCAAGUAGCAGAAACUGUAGCAAUGGGAAGACAAAAAUAUGGAUAUGACUGUACAGAUGAAAUGCUCAUUUCUUGCUCAAGUUCCAAUUCAACAUCUUCGUAUCAGUCCACAUCUACAGGUAGUGCUGCUUCUGUGGGACUGCUUCACUGUAAAUGGAAGAGUGGACUCCCCUAUUUUGUGUUCUCUAUGGAUGACCAAGGCGAGGUAUAUGUAGCUAACCCAUGUAAGGUAGAGUCUUUGAAUGAGAAGGGUCUUGACUAUAUGUACUUCUUCCACUCAAGAAUAGAUGGUAAAAGCAAACAGGGGAGCUCUGCUGAUAGUGCAUCAGAUCUUGUUGGUAAGAUGAAGGUAUCGAAUUCUCUUAUUCUCAGUCCAAACAACUCAAAACUCAUCGAGACCGAGUUUGUUAUGUUCGAUCUCAGUGAAGACCAUGGUGAAGAAAGUUCAGUCCAUGCUCAAAAGAGUAAGAAGUUGCCAAAGAAGGCGGUGGACGUAUUUCGGACAAACCAUUCAUCCAAGCAGAAAUAUGGGAAUGCUAGCCCCAAACCCAAGGGUUUAUCUCGGGCACCAGAAACAGGUGUGUUGGGUAAACUCACUGAAAUAGGUAAAGAGAACCUUGUUGAUAAUCAUCUCCCACCCAAUCUUGAGUUGGCUGCCGUCGUUGUAAAAGAAUACUGCCACGAGAACAGUCAAAAAGGACCAAUUGGAGGCUGGGGCUUGAAAUUCCUGGAAAACGCUACAGUUGAGCAUGCCGUUACAUCUCUAUGGUCUUCUGAAAGUUGCAAAGAUGUUCACUCUGGAAAUAGAAGUGAGUCCGUUGUAAGUCUCAAUGUUCUAGUCCCAGCUGGACUUCAUGGUGGCCCAAGGACCAGAAGCAGCGGCCCAUCGUCUCUUACUAAGAGAUGGAGGUCUGGUGGACAUUGUGACUGUGGUGGAUGGGAUGUCGGCUGCCCUCUUACAGUUCUCAACGACAGAUCAAGCAAUGCAGAAAGUUCGCCCGAAAUAGAAGAACAAGAGAGCUGCAAAUCAUUUGAUCUAUUCACAGAGGGUGCAAAAACACAAGGUGUACCCACCCUGAAAAUGGUGAAUAUACAUGAAGGCCUGUAUUUUAUCCACUUCCAAUCUAGUCUCUCAGCUCUGCAGUCUUUCUCAAUAGGGGUGGCCCUUGUCCAUUCAAGGAGUCCAUCUCUACGCCCACCUGUAUACAGAAGUUAGAGAAAGCAGUAUCAGCAAUGUGGUAUGUGUAGUUGUAAGUUGUAAGUUUCUCCUUUUUAUACAUGAGAAUAGAAAAUUAAACUAUUUAUACAGAUAACAACAUGCCUUGGGUUGAA